Apis mellifera (honey bee) is the source of this 8524-nucleotide messenger RNA. RefSeq names its product cacophony (gene cac). Gene Ontology annotation, molecular function: high voltage-gated calcium channel activity; calcium ion binding. Gene Ontology annotation, cellular component: membrane; voltage-gated calcium channel complex. NCBI's taxonomy places the organism in Eukaryota, Metazoa, Arthropoda, Insecta, Hymenoptera, Apidae. The record is from RefSeq and is a predicted model, not a curated record. The transcript is spliced from 35 exons. Bases 406 to 6819 code for a protein of 2137 amino acids. Gene Ontology annotation, biological process: calcium ion import across plasma membrane; chemical synaptic transmission.
UAGUGUAGCGACCGUCGAGCGCUUGUAAGCGCUAUACGUAGCUGCGUAGAAUUAUAGUAUAAUUUUUAUUUUCAUUCGCGCGUGUUCCGUUCGUGGGGAUUAUUCGAUUAAUUUUACAUUUCGAUUUUUUUCAUUUCCAUUUUUAAAUUCCUCUUCUCCACGAUUCGCGAUAGUGAUACACGACUCGGUAUUUCUUUUUUUUUUUUUCACCAAAACGUGCAAUUUGGGCUCAAGUAUCGUCAACGAUGUCAUAUUUCGGCGUUAUCGUGAUACGUUUUGUGACAGUGAAUUAGUGGUGUUUAGUAUCGUCGAGCAAGCGAUUACUAUGAUGACCAGCUGACGGAUAGAUAUAUUCCUCUUCCACGUCCCUACGGCGUCAACGGGGUUGUCAAAGAUACUGGAAGGAUGUUGGGUGGCGUGGGAGGCCGGCACAUGUCUACGCGUCGGCGUGGCAGCAGCCCGCUGGUGCGUGGAGGUGCGGGCCUCACAGGGUAUGCCGGACCAGGGGCCUCUGGAAAUUCGAACGAUGUUGCUGCAAUACCACCGGAUAUGCAGAGAUACGCUGGAAGAAGGCGCAGAGCGGUUACAACUAGUGAUCACAAGAGCUGCGCCCUUGUGCAGACACGUAUUAAACUCGGCGAUAUCAUGUUGGCAGCGCAAGAGGCGGCACAAAGGGACCCUGGAUACGCGAGUCAGUACAGGAGAAGGCCGAGGUUGGCCGGACUGAGUUUCGGUGACUGGACUAGCUUUGGAGGGGAGGUACCUGGUCUGGUGGACAUGGCGCCAGGCCGGGAUCAGGGCGGAGGGGCGGGUGGGGGUGGGGGAGGCGGCAAGGGCACCACGUCGUUGUUCAUCCUUUCGGAGGAUAACUGCAUAAGGAAGCAUACCCGCUUCAUAAUCGAGUGGCCGCCCUUCGAGUACGCCGUCCUGCUCACCAUCAUCGCCAAUUGCGUGGUCCUCGCCCUCGAGGAGCACCUGCCCAAGCAGGACAAAACCAUACUCGCGCAGAAGCUCGAGGCCACCGAAAUCUAUUUCCUCGGGAUCUUCUGCGUCGAGGCGAGCCUCAAGAUCCUCGCCCUUGGCUUCGUCCUCCACCGUGGCUCCUAUUUGCGCAACAUCUGGAACAUCAUGGAUUUCUUCGUCGUGGUGACCGGGUUCAUCACGGCGUUCUCGCAAGGCAUAGAACUGGAUAUGGAUCUGCGCACGUUGCGUGCGAUACGCGUGUUGCGACCGCUCAAACUUGUCUCCGGCAUACCGAGUCUCCAGGUGGUGCUCAAGUCUAUUAUCAAGGCAAUGGCGCCGCUUCUGCAGAUCGGCCUGCUGGUACUUUUCGCCAUCGUGAUAUUCGCCAUCAUCGGCCUCGAAUUCUAUUCGGGGACCCUGCAUAAAACGUGUUACAGCAUUAGGGAUAUCAAUGUAAUCGUGAAGGAGGGCGAACAGGCGAGCCCGUGUAACACGGACAACAAAUCCGAGGCGCCAUUCGGGGCCCACGUGUGCGACGCGAACAUCUCGACGUGCAUGGAUCACUGGGAGGGACCAAACUUCGGCAUCACCAGCUUCGACAACAUCGGAUUCGCCAUGCUCACUGUCUUCCAGUGCAUCACUAUGGAGGGCUGGACUGCCAUAUUGUACUGGACAAACGACGCUCUUGGCAGCACGUACAACUGGAUUUACUUUAUACCAUUGAUCGUCCUUGGCUCAUUCUUCAUGCUGAACUUAGUUCUCGGUGUUCUGAGCGGGGAGUUUUCGAACGAAAGAACACGCGUCGAGAGGCGGGCGGCUUAUCAGAAAGCAAAGAGAAAGCGUCUAUUCACGACUGCGUUCAGUGCCUACUUAAAGUGGAUCACUCAAGCAGAGGAGGUAAUACUCGCGGAAGAAAGGACCACAGAAGAGGAGAAGAAGCACAUAUUAGAAGGAAGAAAAAGAGCCGAGGCGAAGAAGAAGAAGCUCGGCAAGAGCAAAAGUACGGACACGGAGGAAGAGGAAGGCGAUGACGACCAGGACGACGGCUUUUCGAGAUCCUCCUCGACGAAAGAGAAGGGACCUUGCAAGCAGUUCUGGCUGGCCGAGAAAAGAUUCAGGUACUGGAUACGAAAAUCCGUGAAAUCGCAAAAAUUCUACUGGUUCGUCAUCGUUCUCGUGUUCUUCAACACCGUCUGCGUAGCUGUGGAGCAUUACGGUCAGCCCCAAUGGCUGACCGACUUCCUCUACUUCGCAGAGUUCGUGUUCCUGGCUCUGUUCAUGUUGGAGAUGUUCAUCAAGGUGUACGCGCUCGGCCCUCGCACAUACUUCGACUCGAGCUUCAAUCGUUUCGACUGCGUGGUCAUCUCGGGAUCGAUCUUCGAAGUGAUCUGGUCCGAGGUGAAGUCCGGCUCUUUCGGCCUCUCCGUCCUACGUGCCCUUAGACUCCUGCGAAUUUUUAAGGUCACCAAAUACUGGAAGAGCCUGAGAAACCUCGUAAUAUCGCUGCUCAGCUCGAUGCGUAGCAUCAUCUCCCUGCUCUUCCUGCUCUUCCUCUUCAUUCUCAUAUUCGCGCUGCUCGGUAUGCAGCUGUUCGGCGGCCAAUUCAACUUCGAUUCAGGCACGCCGCCCACCAACUUCAACACCUUUCCCAUCGCGCUGCUCACUGUCUUCCAAAUCCUGACCGGAGAAGAUUGGAACGAAGUGAUGUACCAGGGUAUAGAAUCGCAAGGUGGUCACAAGAAGGGCAUGAUCUACUCGCUCUACUUCAUCGUGCUGGUGCUGUUCGGCAACUACACACUGCUGAACGUGUUCUUGGCCAUCGCCGUCGACAAUCUGGCAAACGCACAAGAGCUGAGCGCCGCCGAGAACGAGGAGGAAGAGGAGGACAAGCAGAAGCAGGCGCAGGAGAUCGAGAAAGAGAUCCAAUCCCUGCAGAAUCCGAAAGACGGUGGCGCGCCAAAGGUAGAAAUCUGCCCUCCGAGUCCGAACCAGAAUUUCAAAGACGGUAAAGGUGGGAAACAGUCAUCCGAAGAAGAGAAAAAGCAGGAUGAAGACGAUGACACGGGACCAAAACCAAUGCUGCCAUACUCCUCCAUGUUUAUACUGUCCCCUACGAAUCCAGUAAGAAGAGCCGCCCAUUGGGUCGUCAACCUGAGGUACUUCGACUUCUUCAUAAUGGUGGUGAUAUCGCUGUCGAGUAUCGCGUUGGCCGCCGAAGAUCCCGUAUGGGAGGACUCGCCGAGGAACGAAGUUCUCAAUUACUUCGAUUACGCGUUCACAGGUGUCUUCACCGUCGAGAUGAUACUGAAGAUAAUCGAUCUCGGUAUCAUACUUCAUCCGGGCUCGUAUCUGCGCGAGUUCUGGAACAUUAUGGACGCGGUUGUUGUGAUAUGCGCCGCUGUUUCGUUCGCCUUCGACAUGACGGGCAGCUCGGCCGGGCAGAACCUUUCCACGAUCAAGUCGUUGAGGGUGCUCCGCGUGUUGAGGCCGUUAAAGACGAUCAAGAGGGUGCCGAAGUUGAAGGCGGUUUUCGACUGCGUGGUGAACAGUCUUAAAAAUGUCAUCAACAUUCUCAUAGUGUACAUAUUGUUCCAAUUCAUAUUCGCUGUGAUCGCGGUGCAGCUGUUCAACGGCAAGUUCUUCUACUGCAGCGACGAGAGCAAAUAUACGCAACAGGAUUGCCAGGGUCAAUAUUUCGUUUUCGAGGACGGCGCCCUGUUGCCAGAGCCAAAGAAACGCGAAUGGCAGUCGCAGUUUUUUCACUACGACAACGUGAUGGCCGCCAUGCUUACGCUGUUCGCGGUACAGACUGGCGAGGGUUGGCCCCAAAUCCUGCAGAAUUCUAUGGCGGCCACGUACGAGGACAAGGGCCCCAUACAGAAUUUUCGUAUAGAGAUGUCCAUUUUCUACAUCGUCUACUUCAUCGUAUUUCCAUUCUUCUUCGUCAACAUCUUCGUGGCCUUGAUUAUCAUCACUUUCCAGGAGCAGGGAGAGGCCGAGUUGCAAGACGGCGAAAUCGACAAAAAUCAGAAAUCUUGCAUAGACUUCACGAUACAAGCUCGCCCUCUGGAAAGGUACAUGCCGAAAGAGCGGAACAGCGUAAAGUACAAAAUCUGGAGAAUAGUGGUAUCGACGCCUUUCGAAUAUUUUAUCAUGGGUCUCAUCGUAUUAAACACAGUACUGCUCAUGAUGAAGUUCCAUCGGCAAAGCGACGCGUACAAGAACACGCUGAAGUACAUGAACAUGUGCUUCACGGGGAUGUUCACCGUCGAGUGCAUACUGAAGAUCGCCGCAUUCGGCGUGAGGAAUUUCUUCAAGGACGCCUGGAACACGUUCGACUUCAUCACGGUGAUCGGCAGCAUCGUGGACGCCCUCGUGAUCGAGUUCGGGGAGCGGUUUUCGAGUAUGCCCAGUGGCGGCCAGCUAGGCGAAAAAAAGGAGAACUUUAUCAACGUCGGCUUCCUGAGGCUGUUUCGCGCGGCCAGGCUGAUCAAACUACUCAGGCAGGGUUACACGAUACGAAUUUUGCUCUGGACCUUUGUACAAUCUUUCAAAGCUCUGCCUUACGUUUGUCUCCUCAUAGCGAUGUUGUUUUUCAUCUACGCGAUCAUCGGUAUGCAGGUAUUCGGUAACAUCGCGCUGGAUGCUGAUACCUCUAUUACUAAGCACAACAAUUUCCAAAGCUUCAUUCAAGGUCUGAUGUUGCUUUUUCGGUGUGCGACUGGCGAGGCAUGGCCGAACAUAAUGCUGUCCUGCGUGAAGGGUCGUCCUUGCGACGCGAAAGCCGGUAAACAAGAAGGUGGCUGCGGCUCGAACAUAGCGUACGCCUAUUUCGUCUCGUUCAUCUUCUUCUGUUCGUUCCUGAUGCUGAAUCUGUUCGUCGCCGUCAUCAUGGACAAUUUCGAUUACCUGACGAGGGACUCGUCCAUACUUGGCGCCCACCACUUGGACGAGUUCGUCCGCAUAUGGGCCGAAUACGACCCGAACGCGACCGGCAAGAUCCAUUACACGGAGAUGUACGACAUGCUGAAGAACAUGGAUCCGCCGUUGGGGUUUGGAAACAAAUGUCCGAACAGGCUUGCCUACAAGAAGCUCAUCAGGAUGAACAUGCCGGUGGACGUCGACCUGAAGGUGAACUUCACCACCACUCUGUUCGCCCUGAUCCGCGAGAAUCUCAAUAUAAAAGUGAGAAGAGCCUCCGAGAGAAACCAAGCGAACGAGGAGCUGAGAGAUACGAUCAGAAGUAUUUGGCCUCUGCAGGCGAAAAAGAUGUUGGACCUUUUGAUACCUAGGAACGAAGAAAUAGGCAGAGGUAAGAUGACCGUUGGUAAGAUAUACGUCUGCCUUCUGAUACUCGAAAGUUGGAGGACGACUAGGUUUGGUCAGAUAGAAUCAGCCGGACAGAACGAUAACGAUCUUAUCGAUAACGAUAAUGCUGGGCAAAGUCCUGCAGCCCAGGCGCAAGCCUUCCUCAACUGCAUACUGGACGUGACGGCGGUAAAUCAUACCGGAAAUAAUCACGGGGCCGGAAGUAGGGCGAACAGCCUCGAACACGUGGUACGGCCAACGCCUGAAACGAAGCUCGAUCAGCACAAGGAGCACAGGGAGGAAGACGACGAGCAUAGACGUCAACGUAGCAUCAGAAAUAAAAAGGUGAACUGGAAGAUGUCCCACCAGUACGAUAUACUAGGCAGCAGCGGAGAGAGUAGCCAGGGAGGGGGUGGGUCUGGGGUUGUACCCGUAGUUAAUGAUGAGGAUCGCGCCCCCGAGCUAGAGCCAUUGCUGGCUGAGGUGCCCUCCCAGCAGGAUCAAAACUACUACUACCACCAUCACCAUCACGACCAAUACUACGAUACCGACAAUGAUCUAUACUAUGACCAUCACCACCACCACCACCACCAUCACCAUCACCAUCAUCAUCAUGCUCACCGACCACCCUCGUACUAUCAACACCAGAAUACCUACGCACCUCGCUCCUCGAUCCGUUACCACAAGAUGGAGCUUCAGGACGUCGUGGUUAGCGACUCGCGUGCCGGUAGCCUCGAGAGUCUCACCCACACCGGCAAAAGACUUCAUCCACCUGUGCAGCCAGUUAGACACCCAUCGCGUUCACCGAGUCUAAGGAGGCACUCGCCAGGGAGACCUGGAUACGAUCAUCACGGUCAUUAUUACCACGAAGGACCAGGGUUUAGCGAUACGGUUAGCAACGUCGUCGAGAUUCAGAGACACACGCAUCAUCCCCAUCCGUCACAGUACAAUCAUCGGCACAGGAUGCGAGACUAUUACGACCACUGCGACUAUUACGACGAUGGUCCGUGGAGCGCUUCGACGAGCCCAGCGAGGACGCCGAGCCCGAUACACCACAUCGACCGUGGCCGCCAUUACGGGACGACCAGUUUGGAGCAACGUUCGAGGAGUCCAAGCCCGAUCGGUGGUCGCCAGCCGCCCCACACUCACCAGCACUAUCAUCGGCAUCAUCCCCAUCAGCACAGUUACCCGGUGCUGGUGACGAGGCGUGGGCGUGGCCGUCGAUUACCCCCAACCCCGAACAAACCCUCGACACUUCAGCUGAAACCGGCCAACAUCAAUUUCCCUAAAUUGAACGCCUCGCCUACCCACGGCUCGCACAUACACGUGCCGAUCCCGGCCGGUAUGCAGCAUCCGCCACCCGGCCAGCAUCUGCCUCCCAUGCAACCGAGCCACUGCCCCCUAAGCUUCGAGCAAGCGGUGGCGAUGGGCCGGGGUGGCCGCCUCUUGCCAAGCCCUGUGCCCAACGGCUACAAACCGCAGCCACAGGCCAAGCAGAGGACACCAAGGUCGAGACACUCGGACAGCGACGAGGACGACUGGUGCUAGCCAAAGUGGGACCCUGGACGGUGGUCCGGUGACGUGGACGCCCCCAGGCGUCUUAGGGUUUGCGCGUGAAUUCUUCCACAUUGGGAGGCGCAGCAAUUAUUAAACCGUGAAAAACGCAAGUGCGACUCGACUGGCUUGGUGGACUAUCCGGGGAGAACUGUUAUCCUGUCUGAAAAAAAUGAGAUGAUUGUCUGUGAUGCCGCAAGUGAGGGACAGGUGUUGCGAGGGACAGGGAAGAAACUUAUCCUCGAAGAAGAUAGAACGAUAGGAACACCUGUAUCGCAUCUCGAAGAAGAAGAAGAAGAAGGGAAGAUUCGGUUAGUUUCUCGAAAGAAACGGGCAAAGGAUUCGCAAACAGAUAUUUCGCGAUUGGAACGAAAGCGAACAUCGGAUGAUCGUUACAGGGACAACAAAGCAACAUACGUAUAUAUAUACAUAUACAUAUACAUAUAUGUAUAUGUAUAUACAUGUACACAUAUACGAGCACGGUGGUCAGCAUCGAAACCGAAGACUUACUGUGCUUUCCACGACGAUGCUCGUCGAUUUAAACGCGCAAAACGAGCGAAACAAAGGGAGAGAAAGGAGAGAAAACAAACAAACGAAAAUCGCGAAAAAGUCCAAGUGUCGUCGAAUUGUACAUACUUCGGAACUUUCCGGGAAACAAUUUUCUUUCGUCUCUUGAACUUCUCUUCGAAGCUUUCUUCGCUGUGCUUUUUUUUAAUCGAUCGGACCGAGCCGAGGAGAGGAGGAGAAGGAGGAGGAGGAGGAUCCACCAUUUUUAUACGAUGAAUUAAUUAAACUCGGGGGAAGGGGGGGAACGCUCUCUGUCACAAUUUUUUUCACAGCUCGAUAUCCACGAACACCAGGGGAAACGGUUUGCGGGCUCUUAUUAUUAAAUUAUUAUUAAAACUCGGCAGCGCCCUCUCCGCUCGAAGCGGCGGGCACCGGUCCUCCUUGGUCAGGACGCCCCCCCAACGUCGCGCGUGAUCCCGCCAUCCCAAGUUUUUGCCAACGAAACGUCAUCUCUCUUUUUCGGGACGAUCCUCUCGAUUUCUCCGGGAUGCAAGGAUGCGCCAACUCGAACUCUCGAAAUUCGUCGAGCAAGGUUUAUUUAUCUCGUCGCAAUCAGAGAGAGAAAAAAAGAAUAUAUAUAUAUAUACACGAAUUUUCUCUGACGAGUAAAAAAGCGUUUCGUGCGAAAUUUGGACAAAUGAUGUAUAAUAAUAAUAAUGAUAAUAUUAAUAAUAAUAAUAAUAAUAUAAUAUAAUAAUAAUAUAAUAAUAAUAAUAAUAAUAAUAAUAUUGUCAGUAAGAAAGGGGGGAGAAAAAAGAAGGGCACCGUUUCGAUACGUUCGAUGCGAUAUCACAAUGGUUCUUUUAUUCGUCACUGUUCGCACGGAGUUUUCGUCCGAUCUCGCUCAGAAAAUAAUAUAUAUAUAUAUGUGUGUGUGUAUAUAUUUACAUAUAUAUGUAUAUAUAUAUAUAUAUAUAUAUAUAUAUAUAUAUAUAUAUAUAUAUAUAUCGUUGCAGUAGUGUUCGAUUUAUUAACCGAACGAGUUAGAGGGUCUCUCGAUCGAACUUAUCGAAAUUUCUUCAAGCUCCGUUUUUUCUACUCCGUGUACGUAAACGAAAUCGAAUUGCGAGGAAAUUGCGACAAGAAUUGCGGCUACGCAAACGAAAAAAAAUAAAAAAAAAAAAAUGAUCCU